Messenger RNA from Nylanderia fulva, 1845 nucleotides. RefSeq names its product modifier of rpr and grim, ubiquitously expressed (gene morgue). Lineage: Eukaryota; Metazoa; Arthropoda; Insecta; Hymenoptera; Formicidae. The record is from RefSeq and is a predicted model, not a curated record. Gene Ontology annotation, molecular function: protein binding.
UGGCACAAUUGCAAACAUAAACUAUUUGCAAAAUGGCUGGCGACAAGAUUGUUGAUUGUUCACAAAAUUGUAACAGCGAAAGGAUAAGCGAGAAUGGUGACUUGAAUCUUAAUUUGAAUUUGGAGGACGAACUCGUCGAAUCAGUCGAAUAUAUACCUUGUCCGGAAUUUCAAUUUUCGGCAACAGCAUGUUAUAUUUGUAACGGUUAUUAUGGACCUUGUUUUGAGGAACCAGUCUGUGCAACUUGUCAUGCAUUUUUAUUUCCAAAUGAUAUUGAUCUAUUACAAGUCCCAAUCUUCAGUGAGAAAACAGAUGACGAAGAUUCAGGAAAUGAUGAGCCAACUGAUCUUUAUUACAAUCAUGAGAGAAGAACUAGUCAACAACAACAAAAUUCUCCACAGAGCGUCAAUCCUAAUAUCCCAAACAUACAACAGAAUGCCUCAAACCAUAACAUGAACAUUUCUCGCAGAUCUUAUGUGCAAUAUCAAAAUGCAGUGCCUCAAUGUAACUAUCAUGCUCUGCAAAACAAUUCAAAUAGCAAUUCUGUUGAUAAAUGUAUGGUAGGGUUUCCAAGAAAUGCCUCAGUAUCGCGUGAUGUGAAUCUCGAUCUGCAGAGUAUGAUGUGUCGAACGAGAAGCGGUUGUCAUCAAAAUUGCAUAAACGGAAACGAUCGACACGUUCAAGAUAUGAUGGAGGAGGAUUUGCGAUGUACAUCAGAGACAUUUGGCCAUGAUGGCCAGAACAAUGAACCUAGAGACAAUGCUGCACCACAGUAUCAUUGGAACUACAGAGUGUACGAGGAUGUAGGCGAGCCAUCAAGGCCAUAUAAUUUAUCUGAGAGACUAGAGAUAUUAUCGAAUCACAGGCACAUCGAUCAUGAACCUAUUAACGAACCAGGUCUGGUAGAAAGAUUACCGCCCGAGGUGUUGCUCGCAAUCUUCUCGCAUCUUGACGACAUCAGUCUGUGGUCAGCGGCGAAUGUUUGCCGACGAUGGUGUGGUUUAUUAUCGACGCAUGUAACGCAGUUGCAAUGGAAGCAGCAUGUCAAACUACGCUGGCCCCUGUACAAGCCUAUCGGCUGUGUCAAAAAUUGGUACAGGGUGUAUGAUUACUUAGCAUCCUCGGCGCCAUGUCGAACUUGUUUGGCGCAGACGUCUUUGAGAUCCAGACCUUCGAGGAUGGAGGAGAAUUCUUGGCGAAGGAAUAGACUACGCAGUGAACUUAAAAGUUUAAGAAUUGAUCCACCUGAAGGAAUUGAAGCAAUGCCACUUGAUCAUAUGUGUUGUCAUUGGCAGGCCACAAUCACGGGACCAGUAGGAAGCCCAUAUGAGGGAGGAUUAUUUUAUCUAUAUCUACAAGUACCCUUCAGUUAUCCCAUGUGUCCACCUGUAGUGAGGUUUCUAACAAAAAUACUUCACCCAAACGUCUCUAGACAUGGAGAUGUUGGCAUAGAUUCGAUACAUCAUAAUUGGUCUUUGGCUCUUACAAUAUCUAAAGUCCUUAUUAGUGUACAAAGUCUACUUACAGACCCAUAUUGUCAAGUAUGUAUGGAGCCAGAAUUAGGAGAGAUGUAUAUGAAUGAUCGUGAGAAAUUCGAGGAAGUGGCAAGAGCGUGGACAUGGAGGUACGCGAUGCAUGAUGUUGUGAUGCCACUUUAGUGUACUGAAAUGUAUAAAUCUCAAUUAAUUUGUGUAAUUAAUACUUAAAUUACUUAGACGUUAUUAAUAUACACAUUAGAUUCUUAUCUACAAAUUAUUUAAUAAACUGAUAAUAAUUUGUGAUAUAUUGUACUAAGGUCUGUGAAGAAUGUAUAUUUAUAGGAAUUAUUUGCUAAUCACUAUUGUA